GCUCUGCUACAACGCCACAACAUCCUGACGCCACUGUUGCUGCUACUUUUAUGUUUUGACUGCUAGAGACCCUACAACAGUCAGAUUUCAGAAAUAGGAAGUAGCUGUUUGUUACUCUGUUCUAAACAAAAAUAUCUUUGAAAAUAAUCAAGUACAGAGUGUGGAGUAAAUCAAGAUCACAUUACGUUGCUAUCAUGUUCAGUUUUAAGAGGGCCUUUCAACAAUUUUAUGCUGACGACUAUCAACAAACAAGAAAUUUUAUUUGCAGGAAAAAAGUAAAAACUCUCCCCGUGGAGGUCUUGGAAUAUAUUUUCUGCCAAUUGGAAGACACGAACUCGUUACUUCACUGCCGCAGAGUGUGCAAAAUAUGGAACGAAACAAUUGAUCGACUAGCCGUAAGAAGAAAAAUUAUAAUUCCUUACUUCCUGCAUUACGACAAAAUCAAGCACGUGGACCAACAGCUGCAAAAGAAAUUGAAAAAGUCGGUCGAUAAAAAUUUGCUGAAAAAUCCUUAUUUCCGUCCUGAAAGAACCGGGUUCAGUAUUUUGAGACCUUCAAAUAACUUUCAACUGGUCGACAGCAGAGAGCAAAAAUGUGUCAUUCCUCAUUGGAGUGAUGCAGGAUACUUUAGAUUAGAAACACCAUCCAGUGGCACUACCUCUGAUAUUCCGAAGCACAUUCUCUAUCGCUGUGGACUCACUUCAAUGAGUGAUCUGACAGUGGUUGCGUCUUGGGGACAAGGUUGUAUCCAAUCACAGAGCAUAUAUUUGGCCCACAACAGAAUCAGUGAUGAGAUGAUGGACCAAAUUCAGCCAACGAUCGUCUGUGAAAUAUGGAUAGGCAACCGAUUUGAUUUUGAAAGUUGCGUGGUGUUAUUUUUAACUUUGCUCAACAGACCCUUCCAUAAUAUAGCGAAAAAGUUUGUGCGGAUUGAUACUCCUUUCUGUGGCAGCGGUGUUUGGAGAAAGGUCGUGAUCUCAAUCAAAAAUUACGGUCCUGGAGUCCGGUUGAUAAAGUUUUCUCGAUCUGGGAGAGAAACUGCAGAUCAAUACAGAGAGGGCAGUGAGGAGUUCUCAGGCCCUAAAUUUGCAUUGAAUCGGAUUUUUAUUCGACUUCCUAAAUAUUGACAUAGAUUUUUUCAAUUUAAACAACAUUUUAUAUUUUCAAUAAAAUGACAAAUAACCAUAAUGUGAAUCAUA
Messenger RNA from Cloeon dipterum, 1199 nucleotides. Its product is annotated as F-box only protein 44-like. The coding region runs from base 195 to 1127 and encodes 310 amino acids. Gene Ontology annotation, biological process: SCF-dependent proteasomal ubiquitin-dependent protein catabolic process; glycoprotein catabolic process. The record is from RefSeq and is a predicted model, not a curated record. Lineage: Eukaryota; Metazoa; Arthropoda; Insecta; Ephemeroptera; Baetidae. Gene Ontology annotation, cellular component: SCF ubiquitin ligase complex; cytoplasm. The transcript is spliced from 5 exons. Gene Ontology annotation, molecular function: protein binding; ubiquitin protein ligase activity.